Desarmillaria tabescens is the source of this 806-nucleotide messenger RNA. RefSeq lists its product as uncharacterized. Lineage: Eukaryota; Fungi; Basidiomycota; Agaricomycetes; Agaricales; Physalacriaceae. The record is from RefSeq and is a predicted model, not a curated record. The transcript has 3 exons. Bases 1 to 609 code for a protein of 202 amino acids.
AUGGCUGCUUCUUGCCUGCCAGCCCAUCCUCUUCAAUGGUCAACAUACCCUCGUCGCUUUCUCAUCUAUCUUCAGGAGGAAGAAGACGAUCCAAGCGAAUUCACUGACUAUUGGUCUGCGUCACGCGUUUCACCAUCUGUAUCAUUGUCUACAAUUACAAAAACUCAGUCACACUCCGCAAUAGAAACCAGCAGCUCGUCCUCAGCUACAAGCGCUCGACGAUCCAGGAAUACCGGUGCCAUCAUCGGAGGUGUCCUGGGAAGUAUCACCUUCAUAUCCGCUCUCUUUUUCGCCAUCUUCUUCUGGCGUCGCUACAAGCAGCGGAAAUUUUGGAAAAAGUCACAGAUACCACAUCAAGAGGAAGCCUCCAGCAGUUCUGUUCCAGUUCUCUCUCCUGAGACCCCAACGACGGAUAGGUUUAAUGCACCAUCCAUUUCACAGGAUAGUCAUGACGAAGCGGAGGUCCGUGGUGAAAGGGAGAGACUGGAGCAGUUAGAGUCAACGGUCGAAUUGCUGCUAAACGAGUGGCGGCGGAACAAUGCUUCGGAGAUGCAGGAUCCUCCACCUGAUUAUGACUCGUCAAACUUGAGCACCGAUAGUAAUAGCUAACAGAAAGGACAGCUUGACCGUGCACAGACGAUAUAUUUCUCUUCUGAAAAUGAUAGUACAUUAUACCUGACAUUUGCCAGUAUUUCAAACCUUGGGCUCUCUCCCGCCCAGUUCAGAAUAAAGAACGUCGUGGUCCGUUCCGGCCUGCCUUCCACGCCUUUCUUUCUUGAAAUGGUUCGACAGAAGAAAAGCGACAU